This is a messenger RNA of Gasterosteus aculeatus aculeatus (three-spined stickleback), 2207 nucleotides long. RefSeq names its product aminolevulinate, delta-, synthase 2 (gene alas2). Gene Ontology annotation, cellular component: mitochondrial matrix; mitochondrion. Gene Ontology annotation, molecular function: 5-aminolevulinate synthase activity; pyridoxal phosphate binding. The record is from RefSeq and is a predicted model, not a curated record. Gene Ontology annotation, biological process: hemoglobin biosynthetic process; erythrocyte development; heme biosynthetic process. NCBI's taxonomy places the organism in Eukaryota, Metazoa, Chordata, Actinopteri, Perciformes, Gasterosteidae.
ACACACACACCCACACAGACACACAUCUCUGGGUGGUCCCCAAAGUUAAGACCUGGGACCAGAAGAGCUGUUUGACAUCUGACUAAUAACAGUUGACAUUUCGUGACCUUCUGCCUUCUCGCUGUUCUGAAGUUCGUCCUCAGUGCAGGUCAACAGUGUAAGAACAGCCGCAGUACAAUGGCCGCCUUCCUUCACCACUGCCCCUUCCUGAAGUCUGCGCCGAAGCCGGCUUUGAGGAGAACCGGAGCCGCCUUGCUGUCUAUGGCCGACCAAUGCCCCAUCAUCGUCCGCCAGAUCAGUGUGAGCGCCACGGCCUCUCUGGAGGCCGAGGCCAACGUCUCGCACAGACUGAAGAGCCCCCGACUGCCGACGGAGGUCCAAAGGAGGCAGCUUGCUCAGACGGCUACGCAGGUGGCUGUGUCCGUGUCCAAGGGCUGCCCCUUUGUCACCUCUCAGAUCGGGUUGGUGCGAGCCAGCCCCGAAGUACAGGAGGACGUCCGAGAAGGUUUGAAGACUCUGAAGGGUUCAAUGGAUUCAAUCGUCCCCGCAUCCGCUCAGGCAAGCGCUGUCACCCAGCUCCUCCAAGACAACAUGGUUGGUCCGAGCUACGACUAUGACCGCUUCUUCACCGAGAAGAUUUCUGAGAAAAAGAAGGAUCACACAUACAGAGUCUUCAAGACCGUGAACAGGAGCGCUAAGGUCUUCCCCUUCGCUCAGGAUUACUCCGUCCCCGGGCGGGAAAACUCGCAGGUGUCUGUCUGGUGCAGCAAUGAUUACCUGGGAAUGAGUCGGCACCCUCGGGUCCUCGGCGCUAUCAGAAAUGCCGUGGACAACCACGGUGCAGGAGCUGGUGGCACCAGGAACAUCUCAGGCACAAGUAACUUCCAUGUGACUCUGGAGAGGGAGCUCGCACAGCUGCACCAGAAAGACGCCGCUCUGGCCUUCUCCUCCUGCUUCGUGGCGAAUGACUCCACCCUCUUCACUUUGGCCAAGAUGCUGCCAGGGUGCGAGAUAUACUCUGAUGCAGGGAACCAUGCAUCGAUGAUUCAGGGCAUCAGGAACAGCCAAGCCAAGCGUUUCAUCUUCCGCCACAAUGACAGCCAGCACCUGGAGGAGCUGCUCCAACGAUCAGACCCCAACACGCCUAAAAUAGUGGCAUUUGAGACUGUGCACUCAAUGGACGGUGCAAUAUGUCCUCUGGAAGAGCUGUGCGAUGUCGCUCAUCGCCACGGAGCUCUGACGUUUGUUGAUGAAGUUCACGCUGUGGGCCUGUACGGAGCUCACGGAGCUGGAGUGGGAGAGAGGGACAACGUCAUGCACAAGAUGGACAUUGUUUCAGGGACCUUGGGCAAAGCCUUCGGCUGUUUCGGAGGCUACAUCGCCAGCAGCUCCGCCCUGGUUGACACGGUGCGCUCCUUCGCAGCGGGCUUCAUCUUCACCACCGCCCUGCCCCCGAUGAUCCUGGCCGGGGCCCUGGAGUCAAUCCGGUUCCUGAGGAGCCGGAAGGGGCAGGUGCUCCGCAGGUCUCACCAGCGGAACGUCAAACACAUGAGGCAGCUGUUGAUGGAUAAGGGCCUACCUGUGGUCAACUGUCCGAGCCACAUCAUCCCCAUACAGGUAGGAAAUGCUGAGCUGAACACCAAGGUGUGCGACACCCUGCUGGAGAAGCACAACAUCUAUGUUCAGGCCAUCAACUUCCCCACAGUGCCUCGCGGUCAGGAGCUGCUGAGGCUGGCUCCGUCUCCUCACCACAACCCGGCCAUGAUGGAGUACUUUGUGGAGAAACUGGUGGAGGUGUGGCACGAUGUGGGGCUACUGGUCAACGGCUCGGCGACAGCUUCCUGCAACUUCUGCGACCGCCCGCUUCAUUUCGACCUCAUGACUGAGUGGGAGAAAUCCUACUUCGGCAACAUGGAACCACAAUACAUCACUGUGCAGGCAUAAUACCAAAGUACACAAGGUAGACAUGCAGAAAUGCCCUAUGCAGCUUAGUUUAAAGUGUGCUUUAAUGGAAGUGGAAUAGCCCGAAUUCCAGAGUUUAUUAUCUGUUUUCCUGUAUUUAAGUUCUAAAUUGUGUUUUCUGUCAUGGAUUUGAUUAAAGAAAAGUGUGCCUUUUCCCUUUCAAAAGCAUAAAACCUGCACAUGAGGCACUUUGUCAUAUAUCUUUUCUUAGUGUGUUUGUUUGAAUUAAACUAUAUUUACCCCAA